AUGUCGGUGGUGUCGGCCACUUCGGGCGCCAAAACUAAUAUUUCAAUAUUAAAAAGCUUCCCACUUACGCUCAAUCAAGACAGUAUAAGGAAGCCCCUUGGCACUCGGCAAGCAUCUACAGUGCAGCCCGUUGCUCGGAGGAUAUCUGGAAAUCUACAGCUUGGAGCUGGGGUAAUAGCUUCCCCACCAGUACCAACCAAACUCUCUACCCCGAGCAUCGAUAAACCAGUUCCCGACUUCCCCGAAUUUAAAGAAUGGGCGCAAGACGCAAUCCACCGCCAGCAACGGGACAUUGACCGUGUUUCCGCCACUGGGAGUCGUAUUGAAGGCGAGAUGCAGCAGUUUAGAGACUUCAUGCGGGAAGUUCGCGUUGAGCUCCAGGAAGGUCAACGCCUUCAUCAGGCCCAUCACAUGGACCGAGAAGUUCUUGCAAAUCUUCAAGUCGAUAUGAGCAACCUGGAUGAGAAGGUGGAUAAAAUUGAUAAUGAGCAUAUCCGUGGUAAAAGCGGAGUGUCUCUGAAUCGAGACAUCGAAAUCAUCAUAUCAGAUAUGCUUACGGUCAGCAACAAGGCUAAUGAGGUUGACGACGUAAAGAUUGGCUUGCAGCAAGUCACAAGACAAAUCGAGUCCAUAAAACAGCUAGCGACAAAUAACAGAGCAGUGCACGGUUCAGAAAAUCUCCAAGGCGGUAGAGAGGCGAGCGAUAUUGAUGGAUUGAGGAAUGAGUUGCGACAAUUGAGGAGCCAACUCGAUUUGGUGCAAUGUAUUGUUAAUGGCCCGUUACCCCAACCGAUACAAGCAAACUUGUUAAACACAAGCCCUCACUAUACAGAUACCGCCUCCGAAAAUAAAUCGAGAAAUCGACUUAUUCCUCGUGUCGAGAUUCCCGUUCAAGCAGUUGAGCAUCCAGCACAAUUGCAGCUGCGACCUGGAACUAGCGCCGGACAACCCUCAUCGUGUGUGCCAAUUCUAGAGUAUUAUGACGAUGAUCAGGCUCCUUCCCGGAAGCGUAAGUAUGACCAAGCUAAAAGUCCUCCCAUAACCAUCAAUCAAGAAAGUGGGCUACACCCUGCGCUCCUAGUAAAGAGGAGAAAAGGCCCCCCACGCAAGGUCAAGCAUGCUCCCUCAACGACCGCCGAUCAACCAUCUAGAGACUCUCGUGGCCAAAUCCAAACUCCAAAGCCAGAUGUGAUUGAUAUAAUAUCAUCUGAGAAUGGUGGAUCUCCAAUCUUGAGUAGAUAUGAGGAGCCUGGAAAGUCUAACAUGGCGAGGAACACUGGGAAUUCUGAUCAACCCUUUCCAGCAGAAUAUGGUCCCGAAAAUGCUAUAACGUCCAAUACGAUAAUUGUUGAUUCCGGACCAAAGGGAGUCGUAUCUGUGCAUCAAACGGCUUCUACCAAUAACUCAACAGCAUCAACUCCCGGUUCCUUGGACAAGGACUGUACAAUUAAGUCAACGAAGCUAAGACGCCAAUCAGAUAUCUCCCACGCUUGGAAUCCGGAUUCGCACGCUAUUAUUGAAACGCUCGGUGGCCAAACUAGAAGGCGGUCUCUUCGGAGUCACAAGCAAAGCGAGUUAACUACAGCAGCUAUAGGCGACAACAAGAACCUUGAAGUUAGUCAAGGGAAAAUAAGAGAGGGAAACACAGGUCUCACCACAACGCAAGACGCAUCUCGCACUACACAACAGGCAAGCACUUUUCCGCAAAGCAGCAACAAACAACUUCAGUCGAAGCCAGGAUCCAGAAGUCACCAGGCUAGAAGGGUGGAGGCAAGUUCCGCUGCUAAUGAGACACAGAAGGAGAAUCCGUCUAGGGAUGUAAUUUCCUCUUCAAUAGAGCGAGAUGAGCAGCCGUUUGAAUCCGGAAGCAUACCUCUGCCUUCAGCGUCUUAUCCAACACCGAAUCCCCAUGCGCAGGAUAGCAUGCAACCAGUAAAGUCAUCAGACACUAAAACUGGUAAUGCAGCCCAAGACAAAAAGCCCUACAAAUGCCCACUCUGUCCCAGGCGGUACUCUAGCAUACCGGGCCUUCUCCAGCACAAAAGCAUCUCAGCUUGCCAGAAUCAAGUCACAGCGGAGGAUGCUGAGGAUGUUAAUAAGGCGCAGUUGCUUGCUAGGAGAGAGAAGCUGGUUACGGAGAUGCUAGAAAGAGAGAUGAUGACCGGGAUAUGA
Venustampulla echinocandica is the source of this 2172-nucleotide messenger RNA. RefSeq lists its product as uncharacterized. The record is from RefSeq and is a predicted model, not a curated record. Bases 1 to 2172 code for a protein of 723 amino acids. NCBI's taxonomy places the organism in Eukaryota, Fungi, Ascomycota, Leotiomycetes, Helotiales, Pleuroascaceae. The transcript has 2 exons.